UAGGCGCAUUCAGGGUGUUUAGUUUACACUCACAGCCACAGCUCAUGGCUGCUCUCCCACAGGUACUUUCCUUUCUGUUAAGCCACAGCCGAACCAAACGCAUCUUCAAUCGGCCGGGCUCGUUCGGGAGGUUCGAUGACGAUGGUCCGGGCAAUUCCGGCAACAGCGGUUCUCGAUUCGUUCAAGCGCGUCAAGUGCUCUGCUGGUGGCUGGCCGGACCAGUUCGACUGGGUUCUCCUCGGGUGCCUUCUGUGCGGCGGCGCUGGUGAACUUGUACGCCAGGUGCGGCAGCGUGGGGGACGCCCGCAAGGUGUUCGGCGGAAUUGCAUGCCCAGACACCGUGUGCUGGGCGAGCAUGAUCUCUGGGUACCACCGAGCUGGAAGAUAUCAGAAAGCACUGUCUCUGUUCUCGAGGAUGGUGAAGAUGGGAUCAUCUCCGGACCAAGUGACCUGUGUCACCGUCAUUUCCACUCUUGCAAGCUUGGGUAGGUUGGAUGAUGCGAGGACCUUCCUGAAGAGGAUGCCAGCGCCGAGCACGGUUUCUUGGAACGCUGUCAUCUCCAGUUAUGCGCAACAGAAUGGGAUGGAGCAUGAGGUCUUUGGAUUGUAUAAGGAUAUGAAGAGGCAGGGAUUAUGGCCCAGUAGGUCCACUUUUGCGAGCAUGCUAAGCGCAGCAGCCAAUGUGAUGGCUUUUGUUGAAGGCCGGCAGUUUCAUGCUUCGGCAGUAAGGCAUGGCUUGGAUGCAAAUGUUUUUGUUGGUAGCUCCCUGAUCAACCUUUAUGCAAAAUGUGGCUGCAUUGGUGAGGCAAGGUAUGUGUUUGAUUUCUCCCAUGAGAAGAACAUUUUCAUGUGGAAUGCGAUGCUCAAUGGGCUUGUUCGAAAUGAGCAACAAGAAGAGGCCAUCCAGAUGUUCUGGUAUAUGAUGAGGCUUGGUCUUGAGGCUGAUGAGUUCACCUUCGUCAGUGUUCUUGGUGCAUGUGCGUACUUGGAUUCACAUUGCCUGGGAAGACAGGUGCAGUGUGGGACAAUCAAGAAUUGCAUGCAUGCAAGCUUGCUUGUUGCUAAUGCAACAUUAGAUAUGUAUUCCAAGUUUGGAGCUAUAGAUGAUGCGAAAACACUAUUCAGUCUGAUUCCUUACAAAGAUAGUGUGUCCUGGAAUUCCCUUAUUGUUGGACUUGCACACAAUGGAGAAGAAGAAGAAGCAAUCAGUAUUCUCAGAUUGAUGAAUGCAGAUGGUAUAACACCAGAUGAGGUGUCUUUUGCUACUGUAGUUAAUGCAUGCUCCAAUAUUCGAGCUACUGAGACUGGAAAGCAAAUCCACUGCCUAGCAAUGAAGUAUAGUAUCUGCUCAAAUGAUGCUGUUGGUAGCUCUCUGAUUGAUUUAUAUUCAAAGCAUGGAGAUGUGGAAUCUUGUAGGAAGGUUUUGGCACAGGUAGAUGCAACUAGUAUAGUCCCAGUAAAUGCUCUGAUUGCAGGUCUUGUGCAGAACAAUAGAGAUGAUGAAGCUAUGCAGUUGUUUCAGCAGCUUCUUAGAGAUGGUUUUAAGCCCUCCAGCUUUACAUUUUCAAGCAUUCUGUCAGGUUGUACUGGACUUCUCAGUUCGGUUGUUGGCAAACAAGCCCACGGUUACACACUGAAGUCUGGUCUUCUGCAUAAUGAUUCUUCGCUUGGUGUUUCACUGAUCCGGAUAUAUUUGAAGUCGAAAAUGCCUGAGGACGCCGACAAACUCUUGACAGAGAUGCCAGAUCACAAAAACCUGCAUGAGUGGACAGCUAGCAUUUCAGGGUAUGCUCAAAAUGGUUACAGUUCUUAAUCAUUGCUAUCAUUUUGGAGAAUGCGCAGUUAUGAUGUUCACUCGGAUGAGGCGACGUUCGCUAGUAUUCUCAAAGCUUGUUCUGAGAUGACAGCUCUCAACGAUGGGAAAGAGAUACAUGGACUCAUCAUUAAAUCUGGAUUUAAUUCUUAUGAAACUUCAACUAGUGCCCUCAUAGACAUGUACUCCAAGUGUGGGGAUAUCACUUCAUCCUUUGAAGCCUUCAAACAGUUGGAAAACAAGCAAGGCAUCAUGUUAUGGAACUCCAUGAUUGUUGGAUUUGCAAAGAAUGGUUAUGCUGAUGAGGUACUUCUGCUUUUUCAGAAAAUGCAGGAGUCACAGAUAAAGCCUGAUGAAGUUACAUUCCUUGGUGUCCUAAUCGCUUGUGCUCAUGCUGGAUUAAUUUCUGUGGGUCGGCAUUACUUCAAUUAUAUGAACAAAGUCUGUGGAUUAGUGCCCAGAGUAGAUCAUUAUGCGUGCUUUAUUGAUCUCCUUGGGCGAGGUGGUCUUCUUGAAGAGGCUGAAGAAGUUAUUAACCAGUUGCCCUUCAGACCUGAUGGUGUGAUCUGGGCGACAUACCUUGCAGCAUGCAGAAUGCACAAGGAUGAAGAAAGGGGGAAAGUUGCAGCAAAAAAACUUGCUGAGUUGGAACCAGAAAACUCGUCUACAUAUGUGUUGCUUUCAAGCUUACAUGCUGCAGCUGGUAAGUUUGGUGAAGCUAAGAUAGCCAGAGAAGCAAUGCGAGAAAAUGGAAUAACAAAAAUUCCGGGAUGUAGUUGGGUCACAGUAGGGAACAAGACAAGCUUAUUUCUUGUACAAGACAAGAAACACCCCGACUAUCUUAGCAUCUAUGAGAAUCUUGAUGAUCUUACUGGAAUGAUGAAGAAAGAUGAUGACGUUGAGGAUUAUGAUAUGCUUACUUCAGCUGAAAUGUUUGGAUGAGUAAAAACCCUUCUGAACUCAAAUGCUCUGCUUAAGUUCCCUAAAAAAAAAUGCUCUGCUUAAAAACAGAGGCACUGAUAUCAUCUUCUGGCUAGUCCAGGACUUUAGGUAGAUGUUUGGUCACACUGAGCAUCACUGCAUCAGAACAGCUCGAUGGAAUAUUUGUUUUAUUCUGUUCAAGGGCACUUAAUUACCUGUGAUGAAACCAGUUUGUACAGGUUCGUUUCUAGUUUAUUUUCUCUCAGUGAACUAAUUUUAACUGCGGUUGUAAG
Triticum aestivum (bread wheat) is the source of this 3027-nucleotide messenger RNA. RefSeq names its product pentatricopeptide repeat-containing protein At3g09040, mitochondrial. Bases 356 to 1813 code for a protein of 485 amino acids. Gene Ontology annotation, molecular function: RNA binding; protein binding. Gene Ontology annotation, biological process: RNA modification. Lineage: Eukaryota; Viridiplantae; Streptophyta; Magnoliopsida; Poales; Poaceae. The record is from RefSeq and is a predicted model, not a curated record. The transcript is spliced from 2 exons.